Molecule: messenger RNA, 1051 nt
Organism: Prunus dulcis (almond)
Lineage: Eukaryota; Viridiplantae; Streptophyta; Magnoliopsida; Rosales; Rosaceae
Product: dynamin-related protein 3A-like
Exons: 7
Coding region: 532-969 (145 amino acids)
Cellular component (GO): microtubule; membrane; cytoplasm
Molecular function (GO): microtubule binding; GTPase activity
Source: RefSeq, a predicted model, not a curated record
UUUGACAACCUCAGGUUUGAAGCCUCAAGCCCUCCCUCAGGUUUGAAGCCUCGAGCCCCUCUCCUGCUUCAAACCACCAUCUCUCCUCUAUUCUCUCCCUUCUUCCCUCUAUAUGCCUUCAAAGUAAACCAAACAGUCUCAAAGCCAUGAACCAACACAAGACCGACAACAAUCUCCGUUACGUAGGUGGCCUCACACGUGUUCUCGCCGCCGAUGUCUCCAUUUCCUUUGUAGAUGCUGACGACGAUGAUUUUUCCAUAGCCAAAAGGGAUGCCGCUUCGUCUUCCUCUCUGCGGCUGCCAUUGAAGAAGCUCUUCUUUGAAGAGCGGGAUACGCCGAACUCGGUAAAGUCGUUUUACAACUCAGAAGGUGGACUCAAGUCCUGAUCCAUGAGAGCAACCAGCUUCUGAGUUUGAUCAUCAACACCUUUUACAGCAGCAAGGAGAUCUUUCUCCGUGCGCUCAUCAGUGACGCCUCUAAUUCGUGAUUCUGCUGAACAUUUUAACGCAAUAUUGUGAAGCUUUUGCUGCCAUGGUGGAUGGGAAAAGUCAGGAGAUGUCAACUAAAGAAUUGUCAGGAGGAGGCAGGAUCCACUACAUCCUCCAGCCAAUUUUUGUAAAGUGCUUGGAGGAAGUGGACCCCUGUGAUGAUCUAACUGAUGAUGAUAUUCGAAUGGCUAUUCAAAAUGCUUCUGGUGCAAGAAAUGCUUUAUUUGUGCUUGAGGUCCCAUUUGAAUUUUUAGUUAGGAGACAAAAUGCUCGUCUGUUAGACCCAAGCCUUCAGUGUCUUCGAUUUGUUUAUGAUGAACUAAUGAAGAUAAGCCACGCUUGUGAGGUAACUGAGUUGCAAAGGUUUCUAGUAUUGAGAAAGCAUCUAGAUGAAGUCAUGGUAAAAUUUUUGCGCGAUGGUGUAGAACCUGCUGAGAGAAUGAUAGGAAAUCUUAUUGAGAUGGAUGUAUCUCUCUGUUAACCUUAUUACCACUAUAGUUUAUUCACUCAGAAUUAAGAUCUAGGACAUUGUUGCGUGUAUGCUUGUUUUUUGUUAAAUUUGU